Eucalyptus grandis is the source of this 747-nucleotide messenger RNA. RefSeq lists its product as uncharacterized. The record is from RefSeq and is a predicted model, not a curated record. The coding region runs from base 248 to 574 and encodes 108 amino acids. NCBI's taxonomy places the organism in Eukaryota, Viridiplantae, Streptophyta, Magnoliopsida, Myrtales, Myrtaceae. The transcript is spliced from 2 exons.
AAUGGAAUAACAGAGCAAACUCUCCCAUGUCGACGUCGCAACUCGAGUCCCGCAUGCUCACCUUCGAAGCUGGACACGUAGUCGCAACGUGUCGGCUCAGCAGCGUCGCCAGAUGAUGACCCCCAACCUUCCUUGAAUUGAAUCAUCAUCCAUCGUCUUCUCCCCGCUCGCCCCUUUUCUUUGCUCGCUCUCGUCUCUUCUCGAGCUUUUCGGCGAUUCGGUCGAGCCCAUCUCGGAGACAGCAGCCAUGUCGGACGCAGAGGACAUCGACUCGACCUACGAGCGCCUCGACGAGGCGUUUCCGGCGCCGGAAGCCGAAGAAGAAGUGGCGGGACCGGUCUCGGAGCCACCGCAGGAGUACGUCACGUCUAAGCAGCUCGAGGAAGGAGCGAACGAAGCCCGGGAUAAAGCGGGGGACGAUGCGCGGGAUAGAGCGGGGAAGGAGGAGGGCAAAGGGAGGAAGGGUAGAGAUUUAGUGCCGGAGAGCUUGAGCUCGACUAUCGUGUUCUCCGUGGCAGUCGUGGCGGUGGUCGGAGCUAUAAUCGCCAUCGCUAGGAAAUUGAGAGAAACUUGAGUUUCUGAUGCGGAGCUCGGUAGCUCGACGGUUCACUUUGCUCUCUCUCUGUUUUCCUUUUUAUUCUUUUCUGUUUUUUUGUUGAAGAAUCAUUGGGACUUGGUGCAAUGUUGAUUACAUUAAACAUGUUGGGCCCUCUAAAAAUAAUCGAAGUUUAUUUAUAUGUUGGGAUA